Messenger RNA from Episyrphus balteatus (marmalade hoverfly), 2188 nucleotides. Its product is annotated as transmembrane protein 165. The record is from RefSeq and is a predicted model, not a curated record. Lineage: Eukaryota; Metazoa; Arthropoda; Insecta; Diptera; Syrphidae. Gene Ontology annotation, cellular component: Golgi apparatus. Gene Ontology annotation, molecular function: calcium ion transmembrane transporter activity; manganese ion transmembrane transporter activity. The transcript has 6 exons. Gene Ontology annotation, biological process: Golgi calcium ion transport; manganese ion transmembrane transport; calcium ion transmembrane transport. The coding region runs from base 235 to 1851 and encodes 538 amino acids.
AAAAUAUAUAUUUCUUGCAAAUGGAAUAAAUAAGUUUUUUUGUGUCAUAAAUAUUCUAUAACUAGUAUAUCGUUUAACUUCAACUUACACGUCCAAGAGAUUAAUUUAAAAUAAUUAAAAUAUCCAAACUCACCAUACAUUACUUUCAAAGCUGUGAUAUUGAAAACGUUAAACGUUCUCUUCUCCAAAGAACAAUAUUUGUCUUAUAAAAUUUGAUUGAAAAGGCGCAACAAUAUGUCGCAGAAUCAAUCUUAUUUCUGGCAAACAACCAGACACAAUGUAUAUCUGAAACGGUCUGCUAAAUACCACUUGAUGAUGGCUCUAAUGGUGGUUCUAACAUUUUCAACAGUAUGUCUUGCAGAACAUGAACCGAAAUCUAAUGAUGAAACUGGAGUGUUACAAACGGAAGAAGAAACUAAAAUCCCGAUCAAUGCCGAAAGCCCACUGAAAUCCAACAACAUAAAUGAACAAAAUGUAGGCGAUUCACCAAUUGGACCGAAAAUUGAAACACCAAGUACCAAGGGCACUACAAGUGCAUCCAACCUUGGUUUCAUUCAUGCAUUCAUAGCAUCAAUUUCAGUCAUUUUAGUUAGUGAAUUAGGCGAUAAGACUUUUUUUAUUGCUGCCAUUAUGGCAAUGCGUCAUGCAAGGCUAACAGUUUUUGUUGGAGCUAUUGCCGCAUUGGGUCUUAUGACUGUACUCUCAGCAGUUUUUGGCAUGGCAGCAACUAUUAUUCCUAGGGUUUAUACAUACUACAUUUCAACAGCAUUAUUUGCUAUUUUCGGUUUAAAAAUGCUCAAAGAAGGUUAUUACAUGAAAGCUACCGACGCACAAGAAGAAUUGGAAGAAGUGCAAUCAGAUUUGAGGAAACGAGAAGAUGAGCUCAAGAGAAAAAUGCAUGGGGGCUACGAAGAAAAUGAUGUUACCAAAAAUAAGCGCAAAACCAGCAAUCCCGGAACUGCGAACUCCGACGCUAUUGGUACCCGACUUGCAUCAUCUAACACCGAAAUGCACCACCGCCAACGAAAACAAGCAACUUCGUCUUCGACAACAGGUAAUAACAAUAACAACGAAACUGAAAGUGACGAAGGUGGUGACGAAAAGUCUACUCAACGCCGUGCAAUUCUUCCCAUUUCGACAACAGCAACAAUAAAUAAUCUCAACGAUGGGAGUCCAUCUUUAUCUUCAUCGACAGUGGAAACAUCUGUCAAUACAAACAGCAACUGUGAUAUUAAGCCAUCGGGAAAUGGUAACGUUUUAUCUGACGACGACGGAAAAGUGCAUCGUGCUGCAUCGAUAACCGUUGUGGAUCCCGGUGUGCAUCAUUCAACUACCUCACGCUUCUCAGUGGACCUGAAUAAAACAAAUAGUAUUAGUAAUAAUAGCCUUAGCCAUGUUACAACUGCUGGUCAGUCUAAUGGCAAACUUAGCAAUGGCGAAAUCAAUGCAAAUGGAAUGGAACUCAAGCAACUUGGCAACAAAAAACGGCUGGAUCGUGAAGUGUCAUCAACUUUAGUUCAAGACCCCGAAAGUGGUGUUAUUCGAAAGAAUGCCAAAAGAUCCGGUGCCUAUAUGGCGUCAAGGAUAUUUAUGCAAGCUUUUACGAUGACCUUUUUGGCAGAAUGGGGCGACCGUUCUCAGCUGACCACAAUCAUUUUGGCAGCACGUGAAGAUGUCUACGGUGUUAUUGUAGGUGGAGUUCUUGGACACUCUAUGUGCACCGGUUUGGCUGUCAUUGGAGGACGGAUGAUUGCACAAAAGAUCUCUGUUCGAACUGUAACAAUAGUUGGUGGUAUCGUCUUUCUAAUGUUUGCCAUUACAUCACUUUUUAUGAGUCCCAACGAAGAUUAAAUUAAAAAAUUUAAUUUCCUUCAAAAUACCACAUUGACUUUGCAAAAAAAUUAGUACUUUUUUGUCAAAUUUAUUACAACUAAAAAAAAAAAAAAAAAAAAACAACAAAUCUUUCUGUAAAUAACUGUCAUAUAAUUUAUAUUAAAAAGUGCCUUCUUAAGUACAGUAAUUAUGCAUUUUGUUCUUCCAAAAAAAUUGGACAAGUUAAUUCUAAAAGUUUCAGAGAUUAUUUGCUUGAAUAAAUUUAAAUUCAAACUUUGCAAAGUCAAAAGUAAUAAAAUAAUAUUAUUUUUGUACAUUUUUUUAGAUUCAAAAAAACACCCAAAAAGUAUUUUAU